AUGGCCCCAUCUAAUGAAAAUGCAUUAAUCAGAGAUUUAGAUGAUUUGAAAGCCGAAAUAGUCGAUGCUCUAGAUAAGAAAUAUGAACAGUUCAAGAUGGCAGAGAUUGAUAAUGAGGCUUUUGAAGAGAAGAUUGUUCAAUUGCUGUCCGCAAUUCAAAAUUUAUGUUCCCAGAGAAAAUCAAUUGAACCUGCUGGCCAAUCACAGUCUGGCAGUCUAAAAUUAGCACAGUCAGUUAAAACUCUGCAAUCGUGUCGAUACCUUUUAAAUUUGGACGAGUUACUGAAACAAAUGAAUAAAAAUUUCUCAAAAAGCUUUCUAAAAGAAGUUUUCAAUUUACUGGAAGGAAGCCUGAAGGCAAAAAAGGCACUGCCAGUCGUCUCAGCUAUCAUGCUUAGGGGUACCGAAAUUUUGAGUCGGGUAACUAGGAGAUAUAAAAUGAUGUUCUUUGAGUGCAUUCAUUGGGAAAAAUCACCUGUUGAGCUGAAGUGGCGCGUCAAAGUUGAUAAGGCAUCGGUCAACCAGCAGACUUGGAUCGAGGCCCUAAAAACCCUGGAGAAACUCAACCAACUUGAACCUCUCCUUACCCAGUUAUUCGAUGACCUCAUGACCUACUUCGUUGACCCAAUUCUGAACCUCAAUAAAAACUUAACCUCCGACCUAGUUAACGAUGAGGUGGUGGUUAGGAUUGACCCAAUUUCAACGCGUGACCCGAAUUCAGAGACCACACUUUUCAUGCGAGUGCGUGUACUGACCAAUCUGCUAUUUAUAGCCCUCAAGAUGACACACACACCUGAAUUCUCAUUGGUCGAAAGAUUUGGUUCGAACGGAAGGGCAUGUAAACUGUUCGAAACUAUCAUCGGUCACUUGGAUUCGAAAUCGGGUCAAGUUGAAGGUUACGCUCUGAAAGAGGUUAAAGGCCAAUUGAACUUAGCUAAAACAAAAGGCUUCAUCAGCGAGGCUGAUUUAAAGAAGAUGCUAGUGAAGUUGGAUGUGAAGAUUGUGCCAAACGAGUAUGAUAGAAUGCUUGCGAAAUGUCAGGAGGUCAUCAAGUGCCGCCUGCCUAAUUCUAUUUCCGUCGGAGUUAAGAAUGACGUCGGUGAUGACGUCACGAUGGGAAAACCCAUUUGGGAGGCGGUCGAGGAGUGUUUGCACGAGGAUUUAAGGUUUCCAGAAUGCUCUGUGAGGCAGAAUUUUAAAUUACCGUGCGGACUUUCCUACUACGACGUUAUAGUAUCUUUGGAUGGGCAAGCAACUUCCUGUCUGAUGGAGUUCACUCUCUCGAAAGCGAGAUGGAUGGAUAGUUGCUGGGGCGAGACUGACCUCAGAUUUGACCCCAAUUAUGACCCGACCUUCUUGGAAAAGUUCACUAGCACCGUUAAAAUCGUCGACUCUGUUUCCAAGAUCUGGGCAUCUGUCCUUCAUAAAGAUAUCUACCUUAAGAGCUUAGGAGCCCUGUGUAACUCCAUGGUUCAAAUUAUCACUGAUAGAUUCCUCACCAUAGCAACAAACAACAACAAAGAUAUUAGCAACAUAGAUAUAAACAAAGACGACGACAACAAUAACAGCAACAAACUGAAACAACAACCAAACAUAGAGCUAAUAAAAUUUUUCCAUUCGUCCCUACAAUCCCUCGAAACGUUCGUCACAUCGCUAUUCUCAGACGACAAGAAGGUUUCGCCAGAUGGGCUAGUCAAAUUGGCACCCAAAAUGAAAAAACUCGAAGAGAUGAGGUUCAUUUUAGAACCUUUCUGCUCACCUAGGGGUGUCAUAAACAAGUGGGGUGCCAAAAAGGAGCCAAAUAAUAUCAAUGGAAUUUUGAGUAAGGAGGAAUUAAGGGUGCUGAUUGAGCUGGUAUUUCAUGGUGCCGAUAGAGAAAAAUUGUUGUAUACAUUUUGUUGAGGUGAAUGCCGAAUAUCAAACUAAUGUGGAUUCUAAAAUACUGAUAUGAUAUGAUAUUCUACUAAUUUGAAUAUUUUAAAAAAUGUUUUAUCUUUUUGGUCUUAGUGUGAAGCUUUUUUUUUCAUUUUUUAAAUCGAAACAUUGGAAG
This is a messenger RNA of Helobdella robusta, 2050 nucleotides long. RefSeq lists its product as hypothetical. The transcript has 8 exons. The record is from RefSeq and is a predicted model, not a curated record. Bases 1 to 1902 code for a protein of 633 amino acids. Lineage: Eukaryota; Metazoa; Annelida; Clitellata; Rhynchobdellida; Glossiphoniidae.